UACAUCAUCAUUUUCAGUUAUGUUCAAAUUAAUGAUAUGUCAGAUAUGUUUGAAACAAUUUUAUAUUUACUGUUUUUACCGUUUCCGGACAUGCAUACCGCGAAUCUGCAACGUCUGCUCGGUUCAGUAUCUAAUAAAUUUAUAGAAACUGUUGGCUUGCUCCCAGAAGGGGUUCAAAUGAUAUUCCGUUCACAAGCGAGGUGACAUCAAUUUAUAUAAUUUCAAAAUUGAAAAAUAAAAGCACAGUUUGAUCUUGGUUUUACUCGAAAACCCGUCUGUGCACGAUUGUUCAUUCGCAUGUAGGAAAAAAUGCCAUUUGAUCCACUUCACCAUAUUUUACAGCAAGACCACCGCUGUGAAAUUUCCAUAAAAUAAACAUUGGUUGAAAUAUCACACAGCGCUCCAAUCUUUGAUAACUAUAGGGUGUGAUCAUAAGUAAUCACAUUCGCUACAGGAAGUGCUCAUCCGUCAUCUUCCGUGUGACAUCAUGCUCAAUCAGACGCUCAUUAGAUAAUUGAAAUAAAAGACGGUAUUGUCCUCGCGGUUGUUUAAAACCGAAAUAUUCUCUUAAAGUUAAUCAUUCAGAUAUUACAACAUAAAAUAAGUCAUUGUUACGUAGGAUUUAACAUUCACGUGUAUCUGGAAUAUGGAAAAAGAAAUUGUACCUAGUCAUAUAAGGAACUGUUCCGUACCGUAUGGUGAUUUAACUCUAGAAAAUAUUUUCCAGGGAUCUUAUACUACUAAACCGGAUUAUAACAGACUGGGAACGGUCAUCGAAGGCAGCCUGCCAGUCUGGUAUAUACCAAACAACACUAUUUCAUCUCGGACACCGUACAGACCGUCACUGAUUUAUCACGGGACUGACCACGUUAACGUCAUCAGAAGAAAACCUGUAGCUAAAGAUAACACGGGUGCGUUGAAGCUUUGGUUGCUGCAACACAAAAAGAAUCCUUACCCUAAUAAACCGGAGAAGAUCAUGCUCGCCAUUUUGUCCAGAAUGACCUUGACACAGGUGUCCACGUGGUUUGCUAAUGCCAGAAGGAGGCUGAAAAAAGAGUUUCCAGAAGACGAUUUUGACAUUCUAGCAGAUUCGCUGCAACAAAACAACUGUUAUGAUGAGCACUAGUUUUCCUUAAUUGUAAAGUAGUCACAUUAUAUAUACGCAAAUGUGAAGAAAUUAGUAUUGUGUGACUCAUUUUAAAUGUUCUUCGCAUAAAAGUGUUCAUAUAAAUCUAUAGUUAAUUUAUAUUAUUAUUCAAGGAAAUAUUUGGGAACUACUAAAUGGAAAUGAAAUGUAUAAUUAUUGUUAUCACGUAUAAUUUAUAUCUAGUAACAAACAUAUUAGCCAGUUUCUACAAAAAAAAGUUUCUUUCAUCCGAAAAUAAAAAAAAAACGUUUGUAUAACUUAUGAUGCAGCAAGCAAUUUCAUCCAAAGCAAGGGUGUAUGCGUUGGUAUAGAUGCUGACAGUCGAACAAUAUCCUUUUUUCUUACCUUUCUUUUAUCUAAGAUUUUCAGACUUUUGCUUAUAAAUUAUCUAAAUCUUAACAAUUGCUAAUUAUAUUGUUUUUAUGUAGUUUCAAUAUCAGCCCAUAUUUUAAAACGAUAAUUAUAGCACUAUCUGUCAUCUUGCUCUCUAAUAUUACCAUAACAAUUAUUUUCGUUUCUCAUUUUUAUUUAAUUUUUUAAUCAUAAAUCAAAUAUUUUUUAUGUAUUUUGAAUUUGAUUUCAUAGUUUAAAAGUUAUUCAUACGCAUAAAUUAUGUCGUUCUGUUUCUCUUAUUUGUGACUUUUAACGUAGAGUGGUGCGUCAGCUUGCUAAUGUUGAAAUGACUUGGCCCAAUCAAUAUGCUUUGAUAAUAAAUAAAAUGAAAUAUUA
Molecule: messenger RNA, 1876 nt
Organism: Mercenaria mercenaria
Lineage: Eukaryota; Metazoa; Mollusca; Bivalvia; Venerida; Veneridae
Product: iroquois-class homeodomain protein IRX-4-like
Exons: 3
Coding region: 647-1126 (159 amino acids)
Biological process (GO): neuron differentiation; cell development; regulation of transcription by RNA polymerase II
Cellular component (GO): nucleus
Molecular function (GO): RNA polymerase II cis-regulatory region sequence-specific DNA binding; DNA-binding transcription factor activity, RNA polymerase II-specific
Source: RefSeq, a predicted model, not a curated record